UGACGGCAGUUCCGAGUCCAGUGGGGGCGGUGCGAGCUAUGAGGAAAUAGAGACGGUGGUAGGGGUUGUGUGAAGAUGGAGUUUCCCGGAGGAAAUGACAAUUACCUGACGAUCACAGGGCCCUCGCACCCCUUCCUGUCCGGGGCCGAGACAUUCCAUACACCAAGCUUGGGUGAUGAGGAAUUUGAAAUCCCACCUAUCUCCUUGGAUUCUGAUCCCUCACUGGCUGUAUCAGAUGUGGUUGGCCACUUUGAUGACCUGGCAGACCCUUCCUCCUCACAGGAUGGCAGUUUUUCAGCCCAGUAUGGGGUCCAGACAUUGGACAUGCCUGUGGGCAUGACCCAUGGCUUGAUGGAGCAGGGCGGGGGGCUCCUGAGUGGGGGCUUGACCAUGGACUUGGACCAUUCCAUAGGAACUCAGUAUAGUGCCAACCCACCUGUUACAAUUGAUGUACCAAUGACAGACAUGACAUCUGGCUUGAUGGCGCAUAGCCAGUUGACCACCAUUGAUCAGUCAGAACUGAGUUCUCAACUUGGUUUGAGCUUAGGGGGUGGCACCAUCCUGCUACCUGCCCAGUCACCUGAAGAUCGUCUUUCAACCACCCCUUCACCUACUAGUUCACUUCAUGAGGAUGGUGUUGAGGAUUUCCGGAGGCAACUUCCCAGCCAGAAGACAGUGGUGGUAGAAGCAGGGAAAAAGCAGAAGGCCCCCAAGAAGAGAAAAAAGAAAGAUCCUAAUGAACCUCAGAAACCAGUCUCAGCAUAUGCUUUAUUCUUUCGUGAUACACAGGCUGCCAUCAAGGGACAGAAUCCCAAUGCCACUUUUGGAGAGGUUUCAAAAAUUGUGGCUUCCAUGUGGGACAGUCUUGGAGAGGAGCAAAAACAGGUGUAUAAGAGGAAAACUGAAGCUGCCAAGAAAGAGUAUCUUAAGGCUCUGGCUGCUUACAAAGACAACCAAGAAUGUCAGGCCACUGUGGAAACAGUGGAAUUGGAUCCAGUGCCACCAUCACAGACUCCUUCUCCACCUCCUAUGGCUACUGUUGACCCAGCAUCUCCAGCACCAGUGUCAACAGAGCCCCCUGCCCUGUCCCCUUCAAUUGUUGUUAACUCCACUCUUUCAUCCUAUGUGGCAAACCAGGCAUCUUCUGGGGUUGGGGGCCAGCCCAAUAUCACCAAGUUGAUUAUUACCAAACAGAUGUUGCCCUCUUCUAUUACCAUGUCUCAAGGAGGGAUGGUUACUGUUAUCCCAGCCACAGUGGUAACCUCCCGGGGGCUCCAACUAGGCCAAACCAGCACAGCUACUAUCCAGCCCAGUCAACAAGCCCAGAUUGUCACUCGGUCAGUGCUGCAGGCAGCAGCAGCAGCUGCUGCUGCUUCUAUGCAACUGCCUCCACCUCGACUACAGCCCCCUCCAUUACAACAGAUGCCUCAGCCCCCGACUCAGCAGCAAGUUACCAUUCUGCAGCAGCCUCCUCCACUCCAGGCCAUGCAGCAGCCUCCACCUCAGAAAGUUCGAAUCAAUUUACAGCAACAGCCACCUCCUCUGCAGACCAAGAUUGUGCCUCUACCCACUCUGAAAAUGCAGACUAACUUAGUCCCACCAGCUGUAGAAAGUAGUCCUGAACGGCCUGUGAACAACAGCCCUGAGGCCCACACAGUGGAGGCAACCUCUCCUGAGACAAUCUGUGAGAUGAUCACAGAUGUAGUUCCUGAGGUUGAGUCUCCUUCUCAGAUGGAUGUUGAAUUGGUGAGCGGGUCUCCUGUGAUGCUCUCACCCCAGCCUCGAUGUGUGAGGUCUGGUUGUGAGAACCCUCCCGUUGUGAGUAAGGACUGGGACAAUGAGUACUGCAGCAAUGAGUGUGUGGUGAAGCACUGCAGGGACGUAUUCUUGGCCUGGGUAGCCUCUAGAAAUUCAAACACAGUGGUGUUUGUGAAAUAGUCCUUCCUGUUCUCCAAGCCAGUGAAGAUUUAUCUGCUGGGAACAUGUCCAAGAGCCUGUUUCUGAAACACAAGUUUGGCUUCUGGUAGUGCCUGAUCUCAACCUAUGAUGGCCCUUCAUGCUUCUCCCCUUUGAUCUUCCUUCGCAGGCCAGGUUAUGGAGCAGGGACAUUGAGUUUGCUGUAAUAUGGAAUUGCUUUUUACUUUCAACUAAUUAGAAAUACCAGUGAUAAUAGCAGAGGAAGGGUGAAGGAAUUAUGGACAAGCAAAACAUAGGGAUGGUAGGGGUGGUUGUGGGCGUUGUUUGAGGAAACUUGUUGGUACAAUUGUCAUAGGACUUACCUAAAAUAUUAUUAAAAUGAUGGGGAGAGUACUCAGCUUUGAGCCUAGGAGAAAAAACACUGUGUGCAUCCAUUUUAAAAGGGAUAAGAGAUUGCAUUAAAGGUCCCCUCUUGACAGGGAAUUACUACUAUCACAUCAGUAGAUUGCUUUGAGAACAAAGAUUUUCAACACAGUAGGCUUGCUGGGCUGCAGGGAAAAUGACAUCACCCAGGAGUUUUUUUAUUUAUUUCUCAUUACAAAGAUCCUUCUUUACCUGAGUUAUCACAAUUUGAGGAGGCAGAACUCUACAACCUUAAAUAUGAGGUUCCACCAAAGUCUAAAGAAUUGUGUUCACCUGUGUUUGAUGAAAUGUCUUUUAAAAGAUAGACUAGAGGUGUUUUCACUUACAUAAUAUAUAGGUCAAUUCUAUGCAUACCCUAGGCACUUAUUUAACCUAAGAUGACCCUAGGCACUUACUUAACCUAAGAUGAACGUAUUUAAUUUUUCUUGGAAAUAAGCUAAAGAAAAUAGGCUAGCAAAGCCACAUACUCGUAGUUGUAGCAGAAUAAGAAAUUUAGAUCAUGAUAGCCCUAGUGAAACUCAAAUUCUUACCUUGAGUAAUGCUGUCCUAAAGAACCCUUAACCAUGUUUACAUAGUACUAAUUAAUAAUCACUUUGAUCUUAUAUGGUCCUGUUUUAUAAUGACCAACAUUUUAACUCCAUGCAUUCAUUUAGUUUGAUCGCAGCAAUCCAUUGAGGUAGGUAAUAUUUAUAAGAAUUGUACUGGGAGAUGAGUUGCACAAGAUCACACACUGUAAGUGGCACAGCCAGAAUUUGACUUCAAAAUCCCAACCUCAAUAUAAACUUUUAUUUAAAUAAGGAAAAAGGCUAUUGUACAAAUAUUACUCUUCAAGUGUAGCCUGCAGAGCCAUGGCUACGGAUGCUUAGCUCUGUAAAGAUGUGCUUCUAUAAAUUCUUAGGUUUAGAGAUGAUACCAUCUGGAUACCUUUGCUUGAACCGUGCAACCACAUCUGGGUCUAGUAGGUGGAUCCCAUCCAGCUGGUUUCCAAGUGUGAUCCUGAAACAAGGGGAAAAGGAGGCAAACCAGAAAUCCUGGAAUUAAAGGGCUUAAUAUUGUUAAAAGAUGCAUACCUUUUAUUAAGACUACCUAUCAUUUCAUUAAAUAUUCAUGCCGAUUCUUUUAAAAAGACCUUAACAUUAGAAUAGUAUGACAGUGUGGCUGGUUAGGAAUUGGCACAGACUCUGGUGGUAAAACAGGCUAGAUCUGUACUAUCUAAGGGUUACUAACUGAUGCUUAGUCAAGCCUGCUUAACAAAGUUGCUGCUGCCAGUAACUAUUCUUUGGAGAGGUAAGAUUCUAACAGAACAUGUUUUAAGCUCUAGUAAAGGGAUGAAAGAUACUUAAAUUAUUGAUAGAUUAAACACAUACUUAGUAACCAGAUACAGUGCGUCCCACAGAAUGGCUGAAGAAGAGCCUUAGGUUAUAAGAGACCCUAGAGAGCAAAAUGCUCUGGGUCCUAGAACCUGUUAGGUUUCAAGUAAAUGUUGUAGAAUCCCAUAAAACAGUUUAAAUUCAACUUUAAGUGGCUUGCUUAUGAAUCCUCUGAAGCCCAUUUAUAGACUGAUGGAGUAUGAGGUGAAGUUCUACUAACUUCUGUCCUUGACCAUAAACAGUUUUGCUCUUGGGGAUUACCCCAUUCUUGGGUCACCUUACCAGUUGGGCUGUACAUUGUGUGGUCGUCCAAAUAACUCAAUCUUGCGAGUGCCAGGGGAUAAUCUCUCGAUCAUACCAUAGAUUUCAUCUGGUUUAUGACUGGUGGAACGAACCUAGGAAAUAAAGACUAGCUACUUUUUAAGUACCCAA
Cynocephalus volans (Philippine flying lemur) is the source of this 4142-nucleotide messenger RNA. It is a transcript of the gene TOX4, whose product is annotated as TOX high mobility group box family member 4. Gene Ontology annotation, molecular function: chromatin DNA binding. The coding region runs from base 76 to 1938 and encodes 620 amino acids. The record is from RefSeq and is a predicted model, not a curated record. Gene Ontology annotation, biological process: regulation of transcription by RNA polymerase II. Lineage: Eukaryota; Metazoa; Chordata; Mammalia; Dermoptera; Cynocephalidae. The transcript has 9 exons. Gene Ontology annotation, cellular component: nucleus.